Messenger RNA from [Candida] anglica, 1584 nucleotides. The record is from the annotation of a GenBank genome assembly. Lineage: Eukaryota; Fungi; Ascomycota; Pichiomycetes; Serinales; Debaryomycetaceae.
AACGACUUUUAAAAGGUAAAUUUACCAACGAAUGUUCAGAAGAUUCACCGGCAUAGUAUCUUCUCAAGUCUUACUUCCAUCGAAAUUACAGGUAUCAACUCCGCGUUUCAUCCAUUACAUUUCAAAUAAAACAGACCGUCGUGACUUCAUGUUGAAAUCUAAAUUUGGUCCUCCAAUAAAUCGGUCUAUGACCGAAUUAGAUCGCUCUUUCUUCAAGAAAGAGGUACUGCUUCUUGUAGCAUACUUCCCAGAACCUCGUUAUCUUGGAAACUUUGUGAAAUCAUGUAAAAGGGAUAUUUUAAACCUUCCUUCAAUCAAACAUAUUGUCAACAUAUCAGCUGAUAAAAAGGGUGUCUUACUUAGAGAAGACAUUGAAACAUUGCAAGAAUCAGAAGAAAAAUUAACCCAAUUGGCCAAGGAUAAAAUUAAAGAGUUUGGUGCUAUUAUACAACCAUACACUUUGGAAUUAGACUAUUCCUUUUGGAAGGCUGAUGAUAUCUUGAGAGCUGUUUUACCUCAAGAACUUGAAAGUGAUAUCCCUACUGGAUUUGCUCAAGCUGGUCAUGUUGCUCAUUUAAACUUGAGGGACGAGUUCAAACCAUAUGGUAGUCUUAUUGGCCAAGUAUUGAUCGAUAAAAAUGGUAAAGUUGAAACCGUUGUUGAUAAAGUUGACUCUAUCGAUACAAAGUUUAGAACAUUCAAAAUGAAUGUAUUAGCCGGAAGAAAUGAUUUGGAAGUAGAACAAAGUGAAAGUGGAUGUCGUUUCAAAUUUGAUUUCAGUAAGGUUUAUUGGAAUUCAAGAUUGAAUACUGAACAUGAACGUUUAAUCCAUCAAUUCCAACCUAAGGAAGUGGUUGCAGAUGUAUUUGCUGGAGUCGGGCCAUUUGCAGUCCCUGCUGGUAAGAAGUCUGUUCUUGUUCUUGCCAAUGACUUGAACCCAGAGCUGUACAAGUACCUUAAAAGUAAUAUCACAUUGAACAAAGUGGAUGACUUUGUGAAACCAUUCCAUUUGGAUGGUAGAGAAUUCAUUAGAGACUCUCCAAAACUUUUGCUCAAUUGGGCUGAAACUUCUAAAACUGUUGAAAAGAAGAAAUUAGUUAAGCGGAGAAAAGUGGAAGGUGCAACCACAUCUUCAUCCACUUAUGAAAUAACCAAGGUUGAUAUUCCAAAAUAUUUGACUAAUUACGUAAUGAAUUUACCUGAUUCAGCCUUGACAUUCCUUGACGAGUUCAUUGGUUUGUACAGUAGAGACCCAGAAGUGGAAAGGGUAGUGAGGUCCUUAUCAGACUUUAAACUCCCAACCAUCAAUGUCCAUUGCUUUGAAAAAUACGCUUCCGAUGAGAGCCCAGAACCUGCAAUGGAAGAACUUCACAAAAGAGUACAUGCCAGAAUAGUCAAAUUAAUCGACUUUGAAAUCCCAUUUGAAUCAUGCAAAUUCCACUUGGUUAGAAAAGUAGCUCCAACUAAACCAAUGUUCUGUGUAACAUUCGAGUUGCCAGAAGAGGUUGCAUUUAAGAAAACAUAUAGUACAUAGAAUCACAAAUUAGAGAUAUUGCCACAAAUACAAGAAAUAUUUAAUUUGAA